AUGAUCAUUGUGCACCACCUCAACAACAGUCGCGCACAACGCAUUCUUUGGCUUUUGGAGGAAUUAAAUGUACCGUACGAGGUUCGAAAAUAUCAGCGUAUGCCGAAUUACAAGGCGCCGCCAUCUCUCCUUGAGAUACACCCGUUAGGAAAAUCUCCUGUGAUAGAAGAUAGCAAUGAAGGUGAACAUAUAGUUCUAGCCGAAAGCAGCGCGAUCAUCAUGUAUCUGCUUCAAAAGUACGGAGGUAAGCAGACUUUGAGUUCAGCAGGAACGUUAGACGACCUGUAUUAUACAUACUAUGCCGAAUCAACUCUGAGGCCUCUGAUUGUCGUCCGGCAAAGAUUAUCCCGUUUCGCGGAUCGUGCCCCAUGGUACCUCCGACCUUUAUUCCGUUAUGUUCUUGAAGCCUACAGGGUGAUGUACGUCGACCCGGAGCUUCCACGAAAUAGUCAAAUGAUUCAAGAACACCUCAGCAACAACCCGUGGUUCGCUCGAGGAUCUGAUGGUCCAACUGCUGCAGAUUAUGCAAUGAUCUUUGGAUUAGAGGGAUUAAUUGUUGAAAGAGCAAUUACGCCAGAGAGCCAUCCCGCUAUAACGAGAUAUAUAGACAAGAUCCAUGCUCGACCUGCAUAUCGAGCAGCACUGAAAAAAGGCGCGGAAUGA
This is a messenger RNA of Lentinula edodes (shiitake mushroom), 663 nucleotides long. RefSeq names its product thioredoxin-like protein. NCBI's taxonomy places the organism in Eukaryota, Fungi, Basidiomycota, Agaricomycetes, Agaricales, Omphalotaceae. The transcript is spliced from 7 exons. The record is from RefSeq and is a predicted model, not a curated record. The coding region runs from base 1 to 663 and encodes 220 amino acids.